CUCACCAAGGGCCGCGGCCGCUGGUUCUCCAGGCUCCUCCCCGCCUCCUGCCCGCGUUGUGCUGCCGUAGCCGCCGUUCCGGAUCCACCGUGAAACCCACGUAGCUCCUCCCGCCGAACCGGGGGUGAGCCGAGCGCAGCAGCCGGAAGUGACGUUGCCGGAAGCGGAAGCAUGGCGGAGCUGAGCGCGGCGGCGCUGAGGGAGAAGCUGGAGCAGCGGCUGGGGGCGGAGCACGUGGAAGUGGAGGACACGACGUCAUCGCGCUGCUCCACCAGUUUCCGCCUCCUGGUCGUUUCCGGCGCCUUCCGGGGGAAGGGGCUGCUGCAGCGGCACCGGCUGGUGAACGAGGCGCUGGGGGAGGAGCUGGGGCGGAUCCACGCGCUGGAGCAGCGGACGCUGACGCCCGAGCAGUGGGCGGAGGAGAGGCAGCGAUUUGCAUAAAAAUCUGCAUAAAUCUGCAUAUGAAUUUGCAUAACUCUGCGCAAAUCUGCAUAAAU
Grus americana (Whooping crane) is the source of this 497-nucleotide messenger RNA. RefSeq names its product bolA family member 2B (gene BOLA2B). The record is from RefSeq and is a predicted model, not a curated record. The coding region runs from base 172 to 441 and encodes 89 amino acids. Gene Ontology annotation, biological process: intracellular iron ion homeostasis. Gene Ontology annotation, molecular function: 2 iron, 2 sulfur cluster binding. Gene Ontology annotation, cellular component: nucleus; cytosol. Lineage: Eukaryota; Metazoa; Chordata; Aves; Gruiformes; Gruidae. The transcript is spliced from 4 exons.